Molecule: messenger RNA, 1692 nt
Organism: Beauveria bassiana ARSEF 2860
Lineage: Eukaryota; Fungi; Ascomycota; Sordariomycetes; Hypocreales; Cordycipitaceae
Product: threonine aspartase
Exons: 3
Coding region: 1-1692 (563 amino acids)
Biological process (GO): protein maturation
Molecular function (GO): threonine-type endopeptidase activity
Source: RefSeq, a predicted model, not a curated record
AUGGCUGGCUGUCCUCAACACCAAGCUCGCUUGUCUCCGGAGCCUGAGAUUUGCAACACUGAUGGGGCUUUGGAUCGAGUUCUGGGACAGAAACAGCGAAAACGAUGUAUACCAGCCAUCUUCCUUCAUGCCGGCGCUGGCUUCCACAGCCACCAAAACGAGGACGUUCACCUCAGAGCUUGUGUUGCGGCAGCUGAAAUGGGAAUGAGGUUCCUAAAAGCCGGCGCCAGUGCAACGGAAGCCGUCGAGGCCUCGCUGCGAGUCCUGGAGGACAAGGAAAUUACCAACGCUGGUUACGGAUCCAACCUCUCCAUUGACGGCACUGUUGAAUGUGACGCAACAAUCGUUGAUCAUUUGGGCCGCAGCGGCGCAUGUGGUGCCGUACCAAACAUUCGGAACCCAAUCUCUCUCGCCAAACUGAUUUUUGAUGGAAGCAAGCGGCCGUUGAGCCUACGAAGAGUUCCCCCAAAUGCCCUCGUCGGAGAAGGUGCCAAAAUAUAUGCAGAAGAACACGGCAUGGCGACAUUUUCCAAUGACUAUCUCAUCUCCAAAAACUCCAGAGAUCGCUUCUUGCGCUGGCAGGACGAUUUAGUCAGAGCCGAAGUCAAAGCAAAGGAAGCUAGCAGUGCGCAAAAAUCCACACAAGCCAUGCACUGUGCGCCAUGCCAAUACGAAACUCUUCCGGCAAAGCCGAAUAUCACCUUUUCACGAGAUCACGCUGCCGCCAUCAUGUCAGGAACUUGGAAUGAAGGCCAGCCUAACUCGCCCUACUUGCCGCCCCCGGGAAUGGAUGAUGCUCCGCAGGCUGAAUUGACGACGCUGGGUAUCACGCAAAACGCCUGGAACCACGCCAAGAAUCCCUCUUGGAAGACUACAUAUCUCGAAGCCCAACCGAAGAAGCAAAGUAGAUUUUUCAAACCGAAUGAAGGUCAUGUCAAUGACGGGGAAAACGAUGGGCUCGGAGGCUGGGCGAAAGAGUCCACUGUUCCAGGAACUGACCCCGCGAACGACGAGGGAGGAUGGCAACAGCCGAAAAGGCGUCGAAAACCACAGAAGCGACGUUUGGAUGGGCCUGAUGACAGCGAAGACACUUUGAAUAAGCAUCUACAUGUGCCUGUUCAAGGCCCAGACUCUAUAAGUGACACAAUUGGCGCUAUAGCUAUUGACGAGGAAGGGUUGAUUGCAGCUGGUUCUUCAUCAGGAGGUAUUGGAAUGAAGCAUCGCGGCCGUCUUGGGCCAGCUGCCCUGGUCGGAGUUGGAACUGCAGUUGUGCCAUGCCAGCCUGACGAUGAGGAUGCAGUCUCUGUGGCUGCUGUCACCAGUGGCACAGGCGAGCAUAUGGCGACGACAAUGGCUUCCCAGCGUUGCGCCGAACGACUCUACAACGGCACCCGCAAGGGCCCGGCCGGCACCGAUAUACACGAUUACGAUGAAAGCGCCAUAAUGCAGUCAUUUAUUUUAAAUGAUUUUAUGAGCCACCCUGGCGUCUGCAAUGGGCCCUCGGCCGGCGCAAUCGGCAUCAUGGCGGUGAAGAAGACGCGAGCUGGGUACUAUCUUCAUUUCGCGCACAACACAGACUCGUUUGCUCUUGCUUCCAUGGGCGGCAAAGAUCCCUUGCCAACCUGUGUCAUGUCUCGCUUGCCUGAGGGUGGUAAAAUUGCCCAAGGAUCUCGCAAGAUUUCCACCAAAUAG